AUGGCAGGCUACCCCUGUACGCCCAAUUUAAUUCCAAUCAACCAUCCCACCCGCGUUCCCACGUCUUCUCCCAAGUGUGUCGGUUCAUCAAUCCAAGGCCCCGGCCGCACCAACCAAACCUGGCCCGCCUGCUUCUUCUUUCUCUAUCCGUUCCUACACAUCUCUCUCUUCCCCUCCAAGUACCCUCGAGGAUCGCGCACUUGGUUCAUCCACAUGCCCCCUGCUCUUUUCCCUAGCUCCAUCACUCUCCCAUUCCAAUUCCCACACCCCCUGACAGCCUACCCUGGGAACUUCCCACCAUCCCCCGUCCAUCACUCUACGCCGUACCGGAGUCUCCUCUUCUUCGCUGCUAUCCACGAAUACGUCUUCGAGCCUGGCCUCCCGUUCACAUCGGCGCACUAUUCGUACGCCUUUGCUUCCCCUACGCAGCACUACCUAUCCGCCAAGACCCUCUUUUCCUUCUUCCAGACCUCUUCUACCUCUUCUUCCCUCAUCUCCCACCCUUCCCCUACUACUCCUUUCCUCCUUCUUCGUCUCUCCAGCUCACGACGAAAUCUGGAUCGCCAGUCUCGGCAGAGAUUCCGAUCCCGCUCCCGACCACACAUCUCACUCGUCAUUGUCGUCGUCAACGUCUUCCCGAUCACUUGCCGGUCCUAUGAUCGUGUCACUCGCUCAGCAACAAUAACAGCACUGCUAGUCACUAUCUUUACUACAUCGUCCGAACUACUGCUGCCGCCAUUAUUCUCUCUCCAUCAUCCAGAGUAUAGCUUGGUCGGCUUCUCUUGGCUGCUCUCACCAGCGAUUGUGUAUACCUCACCUUCCCCCGCCUCUCAAGGACGACACCCACUCACAACCGUCAAGCUGGACGAAAAACAACUAGAAGUUUUUAUUCGGACAAUGGGAGCUAAGCUGCCCAAUCCGCAUCGCGUCUGCAGCAUGCGUAACCCACUUACGAGAACGCUGCUUUUUGCAGUCGUCGUCCUCAUCGUCAUGGCCCUCACCCUCAGGAACGAUGCCAUCGACGUUCGCGGCCGCAUUAUGAAGACGGGUGCCGGUGUCAAGUCAUCAAUCACGCAUCAGCAGCCCCUGGACCCCGUCAAGUCGCACGGCUCCUCGUCGCUUUCCGAAAAGAUCCCCGCCGAGCCCGCUCCCUCCUCAAGCCACGUCAUGAACUGCGAUAUCAACACCGACCACAUCAAGACCCUCAAGGACAAGUACGGCCUUUCCGAGAAGAUUCACUACUUCAAGCGCUACGUCAGGUUCAGUCGCAAGCCCAUUCAGCGCAAGGGUUACACUGUUUUGGAUCAGGAGUUCCUCCCCAAGAAGUUCAAGACUGUCGACAUCACAAAGUCGUACGCCCCUGAGGAGUGCCACGAGCCCCUGGAUGUCCCCGUCACACAGUCUUCCUACCCUUCCACCGUCAACGCCUCCGACUUCAUGUUCGCUGUUUCUACUACCUACAAGCGUUUCAAUGACCCCAAGACAAGCCCGAUUAAGGAAUGGGCUCACUGGCUUACCGACAGCAACGGAAAGUCCAAUGGCGGCAAGCUUUUGCUGUUGCUUCUUGACGCUAGCGACGCUGAGUUGAAGGACGCCAGCGACAGGCUCAAGAGGGUUGGAAUUGACGCCGACGUCGCCCACUCCGACCCCUCCAUGGAGAUGGCUGUUCGCUACCUUACCCUGGUGCCUUAUCUGUACAACCACCCUGAGAGAAAGACCAGAAAGUGGCUCGUCACUUGUGACGAUGACACCUUCUUCCCCAGCAUGCACGGUCUGAUUGACAAGUUUGCUACCUUCGACCACCUCGACCCUCUCUACAUCGGAACCCUUUCCGAGGACGUCAACGCCAUUCACCGCCACGGCUCUCAGGCUUUCGGCGGUGCUGGUGUCUUCCUCAGCGUCCCUCUCGCGGCUGCCAUUAACCAGCUCUACGAGUCUUGCAAGACGGAGACCAAGAUCAAGGAGGCCAACUCAGGCUGGGGUCCUCAGGGCGAUAUCCUUCUCCGCAAGUGUAUCUACGAAAAUACCGAGGUUCGUCUGACCAAUAUUUGGGAGCUUUGGCAAUUGGACUUGUACGGCGACCCAGCCGGCUUCUACGAGUCUGGUAUCAAGCCCUUGAGCUUGCACCAUUACAAGGGCGGCGGUUGGCAUUACGCCAUGCCCCUCCAGUCUGCCAAGGUCGGACACGCUUGUGGAGAGGAUUGCGCCUACCAGCGUUUCAUUACUGCUGACGACUUCAUCAUCGCCAACGGAUUCAGCGUUGCCCACUACCCCCAAGGUAUCGACUUCAACUUGGAUCAGAUGGAACGCACCUUCACUCCUGCUCCGGAUGACAUUGGCUGGAACUUGGACUACAUGUUCGGCCCCCAGCGCAGAUCUUUGCACAAGACCGGUCGCAAGAUUGCUUGGGAAUUGCAAGAGGCCCACGUACAGGAGGAUGGAUCCGUACUUCAGGUGUACACUCGUCGGAAGGAUGAUGAGCGGUGGGUUGAGGAGGAUGGCGAGCCGAUGAGCAAGAUUGACGGUGUCAUUGAGCUCGGUGAUUCUGGCAUUGCAAAAAAGCUCAAGGAUGGAUCAAAGCCCAUUCGCAGCUCAUUUCACGCAUUUGUUCAACCCAGGACACCCCGGCCUGUUCGCAAUAGCUGCCCUUCAGCUGAAAUGGCACGGGCCCGUUUCGAUUCAGACGGCAGCAAAAAAGUCAAUCUGGCCGACAAAGAACGACAGGUUGCAUUGCCCAGGGCACCUACCUACAAUUACGACAACACCCCUGGACAGGAUCAUAAUUAUAAUCCGCUGACCGUGAUACCCUCAUUAAAACACAACAACACUCUUCUUCGAUUCGACUCGCAUCUCGACUUCGGCAUACAGCUCGCAUUGAGCUUCGGCAUGGAUUGCGUCGACGGAUCGCGCAAUCGGCACAUAGACCUGUCAACCACCUGGUAUGGUUUGAUUUUGGUGCAAGGAAAGGCAAACAUCGGUGCCUAUGUAGAGUUCCAGAACAGCCACGCCCCGCCCCCACCCGAGGCAGGCUCGCGCCACAAUGCACUCGUGCCCCGCCAACCUCGAGGUUCUACAACGACGUCCCCUAAGCCCCGAGAGGCACUCUUCCACCAUGGCGACGUGAGUAUUGCCUUCAUACACCCCAGUGUCUCUCCUAACUUUCUCGUCAUGGCCAGCAUUUCGAAUAUUCUGUCGUUGCCGUUCCGCAAGUCCACACAGCUCUCGCUCUCGUCGACGAUACGACAGUACAUCAACACCAAGUAUGACCAACACCCGGACAUGUUUCGUCAGGACCUCGAGGUCAUCGACGCCCUACGACGAGAUGCGGUCAACGUGAGGGAACCGCACCCUAGCGGCGUGAAAAAGCUGCAGGCCUAUGCGGGACAGCUCGUGUGGAUCGGGGGCAAGUUCCCGAUCGACAUCGGGGCUGAGUUUACCUGGUACCCAGCAUUGGGUUACAACACUGAACGACCGAUGGUGCGAAACAACCUCAAAUACGAACUCAUGAACAUUCUCUACAACUUGGCCUCCCUCUACUCCCAACUUGCGGUCGCGCAAUCAAGAUCUGGUACGGAAGGUCUCAAGACGGCCGCGGGCCACUUUGCCUCGGCGUCUGGAGUACUAGAACAUAUGCUGAAGGAAGUCCUGCCCGAACUGCGCAUGUCUGACCCGCCCGAAGACAUGGACGCCAACACCCUCGAGUCUCUGUCCCAACUGCUCCUGGCACAGUCGCAAGAGUGCUUCUGGCAAAAGGCAGUCAUGGACGGGUACAAGGAUGCCAUCAUUGCUAGGCUGGCCGCUCGUGUCUCCGAUCUCUACAACUCUGCGGGGGAGGCUGCUAUGAAGAGUGAGGCGAUCAGCUCUGCUUGGAUCCACCACAUGAGCGCAAAGCACCACCACUUCGCUGGUGCUGCGCAAUACCGGGCCGCAUGCGAUUGUCUCGAGAAGAGGAAAUAUGGCGAAGAGGUUGCUCGCUUGCAGGACGCUGUGAGCUGUGUCAACGAGGGCUUGAAGGAGAGUCGGGGUGGCUACCUUAAUAAGGCGGUGCUCGAGGAUCUUAAUGGUCUGAAACGAAAGGUUGAAGAAGAUCUCAAAAGGGCAGAGAAGGACAAUGACGUUAUCUACCUUCAACCUGUACCGCCAAAGUCGGAGCUCAAAAUUCUUGACAGAGCCAAUAUGGCAGUCGCUAGAGUGCCUCCGCAAAUAGCCAACCCGUUUGACUACCUCGGGGAUCAGGCCGAAUUCGGUCCAGCACUUUUCACAAAACUAGUUCCGUUCUCCGUUCACGCCGCCAUCACUAUUUACGAGCAACUGCGCGAUCGCAUAGUCAACGAAAACAUUAUUGGUCAGAUGGAAACGCAGACAGAAAAGCUUCAUGCCAUGCUCAGCUCUAUCAAUCUCCCGGGUUCGCUGCAGGCACUUGAGAAACCGCUUGGUCUGCCUCACAGUUUGGUCCACCACGCGGAGGAAAUACGGCAGGCAGAUGCUAUAGGAAGGAUUCAACGGGCCUUCUCGGAUAUCGAUAAGUUACGGACUGCCGACAUCGCCAUCUUCAACGAAGGUAAAGCGAUACUGGCAGCCGAAGAGGAGGAGGACAACCGAAUGAGACGGAAGUACGGCACAGACAGAUGGUCAAGACCGGAAAGUCGCAGCGACCCCCAGGGAGGCCAGUUCUGGGCUCAAGUAGCCGAGAUCGAAGGCUACUUUGCGAGCAGUACCAGCAGUGAUGCGGUCGUUCGAGAGAAGUACAAGGAGGUACAGGACUUGCUCGAGAUGCUCUCUGGAUCCGAUCGAGCCAUCAUGGACUAUGUGCCUUCAUCCAGGCGCAUGGACAUCCCAGAGCACCUGAAGCCGGUAAUAGGUAGGCUUCGGGGGGCUUAUAAUGAUGUCCUGCGACUUGAGUCCAAAAGGAGAAAAAAGGCUGAGGUGCUGCGGGAGAAGGCGAGGACGGACGACAUCAAGCCGGAUAUCCUGAAAGAAGCUGCACGACUCGAGAGAACAUACCCGACAACAGCAAUUGUCCCGGCCCACUUUGAGGACUUUUUCGAGAAGCGUCUUGACAAGCUUUAUGACUCUGAGAUCGAAGCGGUGGCCAAGGAAGAAGACGAGCAAGAGCGCCUCAUGACUGAGGUGCAGAGAGUCAACCGAGAGUUUGAGAGUCAAAAGAAGAAUAUGUCGAGUGGUAGUCGCGAGCGGGAGCUGGCACUUCAGAAGCUUGACAAUGCCUACUACAAGUACAAAGAAAUCGUCAACAACGUGGACGUCGGUCGCAAGUUCUACAAUGACUUGAGCAAGGUCGUGGGCCAGAACUUUCGCGAUCCUGUCAAGGCCUGGGCUGCAGAGCGGCGGAUGGACGCCAAGAGUCUUGAGGAGGAGGUCAGCAUGCCGCCGCUCAAUUCACUGAACCUGAACCGAUCCCCGGUCCACUCCCCGACCGGCUCAAACUACGACCCGCGGCCCCAAUCCUACUUUAGCGCCAGCGUCGUCCCCGGUACAACAGCCCAGCAGCAGCAGCCACCGUCGCGGCACGAGGUUCACUCUCCCGCUGAGGCACAUAUUCAGUCAUGGGCCGGGUCGACUGUCGAGCCCCAGCACCCGAGACCCGCGGCGGGAAUGUCGAGCAUGUGGCAGCCGGAUAUGGGCAUCAAGUUCGGAGCUCAGCCAGGUGCACCAGCACCUCCCGGCGGAUCAACACAAGGCCAGGGCCCGGCAAGCCAGCCGCCGCAAGGAGGCACCUGGAACCCGUCCUCUGGGAUCAAGUUCGGUUAG
Messenger RNA from Colletotrichum lupini, 5769 nucleotides. RefSeq names its product BRO1-like domain-containing protein. The coding region runs from base 1 to 5769 and encodes 1922 amino acids. Gene Ontology annotation, molecular function: protein binding. The transcript has 13 exons. The record is from RefSeq and is a predicted model, not a curated record. Gene Ontology annotation, cellular component: endosome. NCBI's taxonomy places the organism in Eukaryota, Fungi, Ascomycota, Sordariomycetes, Glomerellales, Glomerellaceae.